Messenger RNA from Echinops telfairi (small Madagascar hedgehog), 1743 nucleotides. RefSeq names its product small nuclear RNA activating complex polypeptide 1 (gene SNAPC1). The transcript is spliced from 10 exons. NCBI's taxonomy places the organism in Eukaryota, Metazoa, Chordata, Mammalia, Afrosoricida, Tenrecidae. Gene Ontology annotation, biological process: snRNA transcription by RNA polymerase III; snRNA transcription by RNA polymerase II. The coding region runs from base 1 to 1116 and encodes 371 amino acids. The record is from RefSeq and is a predicted model, not a curated record. Gene Ontology annotation, molecular function: sequence-specific DNA binding. Gene Ontology annotation, cellular component: snRNA-activating protein complex.
AUGGGGGCUCCUGCGGGCCUGCAAACCGACUGCGAAGCGCUGCUCGGCCGCUUCCAGGAGACUGACAGCGUGCGCUUCGAGGACUUCACCGAGCUCUGGAGGAGCAUGAAGUUCGGCACCAUUUUCUGUGGCAGAAUGAGAAAUUUGGAAAAGAACACAUUUACAAAAGAAGCUUUAGCUUUGGGAUGGCGGUUUUUUUUGCCUCCUUACACCUUCCAAAUCCGGGUUGGUGCCCUGUAUCUUCUGUAUGGAUUAUACAACACCCAACUGUGCCAACCAAAACAGAAGAUUAGAGUGGCCCUGAAGGAUUGGGAUGAAGUUUUGAAAUUUCAGCAAGAUUUGAUAAAUGCACAGCAUUUUGAUGCCGCUUACAUUUUUCGGAAGCUACGAUUAGACAAAGCAUUUUACUUUACUGCAAUGCCCAAAUUGCUGUCAUAUAGAAUGAAGAAAAAAAUUCAGCGAGCUGAAGUUACAGAAGAAUUUAAGGAUCCAGAUGAUCGUGUAAUGAAACUUAUCACUUCUGACGUACUAGAGGAAAUGCUGAAUGUGCAUGAUCAUUAUCAGAACAUGAAAAACAUCAUUUCAGCUGAUAAAUCCAAUCCUGACAAAGCCCUCAGCUUGAUCAAAGAUGAUUUUUUUGACAACAUUAAGAACAUAGUUCUGGAGCAUCAACAGUGGCACAGAGACAGAAAGAAUCCAUCCUUAAAAUCCAAAAUUCAAGAUGGAGAAGAAAAGAGAGAGAGAGACCACGGUUCACAAGAAUCAGAGAGAUAUGACAGGGCAGCCUCAUUAGCAAAAAUAAAGUCAAAGGCCUUUGCAGUUGUUGCUCAGGCAUCCAAGUCCAGACGGCAUCGUCAAGUCAGACUUGAUUCUUCUGACUCGGAUUCUGCAGCUGGUCCGGGACCGCUCACAGCCACUAAGGGAAAGAGGAGCAAAGAAGCACCGAAAUCGGCAGGAAAGAAGAUGUCCUCCAGAAACAAAGGUGACAUGAAGCGUGCCACCAAAGGAGACAGAUCGUUAGGGCUGAGCAUGCCAAUAAUCACAGAAGAAGAGGACGAGGAGGACGAAACUCGUAGAGCAGCAUUCACUGCACCUAAGAGGAAAGGAAAACACUGAACCAAGGACCUGGUAUAGAGUUUAACAUUUUUAGAUUUCUGACAAAAAACAAGAUGUAUAUUUGGUGUGUUUUAACAGGAAGAAUGCCAGUAUUAAAAAUAACUCUUCUAGGAAAUUGUAGGUUAUUUCUUUGAAAUAGCAAUAUCUUGACAGUUUUUGGAAAAAAGUGCAAAGAAUUAUAAUGAGAAUUUACUUUGAAAUUUACUUUUACCAUUUUCUUUUAUAAAAUCUUCAUACAUGGAGAUACAAAUCAGAGUUAGAAUGUAAUUGAAAAAGUAAUGCCAAUUGCGGAUUUAAUAUUUCCCAUGUCUUUUGUGAUAUUGUACUUAGUACCAUUUUUGUAUGAUUUUAUGUCAUUUUAUUUAAAAUAUUUUUACUUGAAAUGUUAAUUGUUAUUACAUGCAAGUAACUACUAUAUAUACACGAGUAUAAACCAACCCAAAUAUCAGCCGAGGCACCUAAUUUUACCACAAAAAACUGCAUUAAAAAUGUGCUGAAAAACUGGGCUGAUACUUGAGUAUAGAUGGUAGUUAUUUUGUAUCUAUACUUUGGUCAUGGAUUUACUCAUGCUGUGUGUUUACUAUUUUUGUUGUUGUAUCAUCAAGUGCAAUAAAGAGUUUUUUCAUA